GCGACAAUGCGCGAGCAUUACGCUGCUUUGUAUUUGACUCUGGGUUUUGUAUCUCUCUGCACAGCUGUUUGUGAAGCGUCCACAGGAUCCUGUGACUGCAACAGAAUUCGUUCAUUGGUCACAAAUUGUAACUUCACAGAAGGAGUCGAUGAUUUUACAUGCGUUAUAAAAAAGAAAUAUCCUUUUUACAUCUGCAAGUGGAAACCUGAAAGAGAUGUCUCAACCUCCUACAAAAUCUACAUUAAACAGAGGCACUGCAGAUGUGCAGUGAUACAUCAGAAAAAUAGGAUUUCAGCCUCAGAUGACUUGCGUGUAAUAAACACAACUGCUAUGACAGCUUAUGUAAUUGCAAGGGAAGAGCAGUGGAACUGUACAUACAAACGCUUCAGUGGUAUUCUAUCACAGAUGACACUUUGUGGUCCUCCAUCAAAAGUAACUUACGAAAGAAGCUCUGGCCAAAUGUCUGUUCAGGUGGACUGGGUAGAUGACAGCGAGUAUAUAAAGCAGUUCUUGAUAAAGUACAGAGAGUUCAACUCAACAGGUUGGAAAGAGCAAUUGUCUAUAAAUAACAGAGAAUGUGAUAUAUGGAAUUUGACAUCUUCUCUGUCCUAUGAGAUGCAAGUACAGUGUAUUCCCAACGAAGAGUGUUCCCAGUGUCCUUUUGGUGAGCUCAUCACACUCCCAUGCGAACUUACAGAAGCACCAUCCAUCCAGCAUGAGAUUCAAGACCUCGUACAAAAUCCUCUCAUAUCAGCAGGACAGAGAAAAGUGAUUUUGGAGUGGAAGCAUGCAAACAGUGAGGCUGUAACUUACUACAAUGUGAUAGUGAAAAAAGUAACCGGAGAGUGCAGCAACUUUGCAACCAAAGAUUCGUCCCUCACCCUGUUCCUAUCUUACUCUGCCUACAACAUCAGUGUCAGGGGUCUCAACAGCGCUGGAUCGUCCCCUGCUGCCACUAUAACCAUAGAGAACAUGGAUGUUUGGACCGAUUGGUUUAGGCCAUUCAAUGUCAGCAUAACCAGUAACAACAGUUUCAGUCUGUGGUGGAGCAGCUCUAUUUCAAGAGUGUGUUUCUCUGUGGAGUGGUGGGCAAGCGGACAGAUACCAGCUUUCCGACCAUUUUAUGCAGACACACAGAAGACACAAAAAGACAUAACGAAGAUAACCGAGAGCACUUUUCAGCCCUAUACGAGAUACAACUUCAUCCUGCACACCAGACCAUACAAGGAUACCUGCAACAUGAAGAAUGUCAAUGACAGUGAAUUGACCUAUGGAACAUCGAAAGCGUACCUCACUGAAGGAAGUCCUAUCAGUGCUCCUGGAAAUGUGAGCAUUCGGAACAUUACCCAGCAUACGUCAGUGGUCACGUGGAGCCCUGUGUCUGAGGAGGACUUGCGUGGAUUUUUGCUAGGCUACAUAAUCUACUACACAGAGGACAACACUGAAGCAUCCUACAAAGUGGAUCCCAGUCUAAACAGCUAUGAGCUGCAGAAUCUGAAAAUCAACAGUGCAUACCGUGUACAACUGGCUGCGUUUACUGCGGCUGGGGAAGGCGAACGCAGCGAUCCCAAACCAUUUGUUACAAACCCACUGGAAUUCACAGCCUUGAGCAGCAUUAUAGCCGCAGUCAUCGUGGGAAUAAUCAUCUUUUUACUAGCUUUUCACCUCAGCUGUAGAUUUAUGCAAAGAGCCAAGAAGCUAAUUUGGCCGAGUAUACCAAACCCUGGGAACAGCAGUGCAGUUCAGAAAAUUGAAAUUGGCCACGAACUGGAUAUCCUUGAGCCUCUCAACAGACAUAAGUUGGAGGAAAGUGAGGCGUGUGACUCGAGCACAGUGUGUGUUGUUGAGAGCAGGAAGGAGGCAUCUCAUAUCAGCUCCUCUCCGACAUCUGAGGUCUAUGUGAAACCCACCAUCUUCCUCAGUGAAAAUGAAUGCAGCACAUCAACCUUGGAGGAGACCACAGACAGCUCAACAUCCGCACCCAAUGAGGAGUCUGCUGAAACUGAAAACUCUGCUUUGAGUGCUUCAGUGGACAAUGAGAACAAAGAGUCUGAAGAUCUUUUUAAAUCUCAAACUGACUUCAGUGUAACAGCUCCUGUAAAGCCCGCUGUGGUUUUCAUGAGUGAUUACACCACCAUGGAGUUUUUCCAGCAGGUUGCUAUGACUGGGAUUCAGGGUCCAUCCAUGAAAACAGGGAAACCAGGACUUGUUUCCGUACAUCCAGGACACGAUUAUGUGCGUCAGUCGUGCUUUGCAGGAAAUGAACAGCCUAGUGUCUCCUCAGGAGCUAGUAAUGGUACAGAUGUCUUACACAUAGAUCUCACUGUUCUGUGAGUCUGAGUCAGUAAGAUCUCUACUUUAAGGGGUUAUAACAUUUGCUUGAUUCCCUUACUUUCUGGCAUCUGAAUGUCAGUUAGAAGAAACUUGUGUCUGUUGAUGGGAGAAAGGUCAUUUGGACCAGAACAUCACAUUCAACAAUGGUUUUAUGUUUCCUGGAAGCCAUGAUAAUCGCUACAGGUGUAAACGAACUCCAGCACAUGUUGGAUUUGCCAGCCAGGAAAGACAGGAUUUCCUGAAUUUUUGAGUUGCGGGCAAUUGUGAAGUGUUGAAGAAGAAGUGAUGAAAGACACAAUAGCACUGGGCGACACACCAAUUUUUUUUCUGUUAACAAUAAUGCAUGCAUGUCUUCCAUCUUGGGCAUCUUGUGUUCCUGCAGCUCCAUCGAUAAAGCAUUGGAUAUGUCCAAAAUCGAAUACUGUGUCAGUACUGAAUCAGAUGAAGUACCUAUCUAUCGAACGUUAAAACAAGACGUUCUAAAGUAUAUGUUUCGGACAUACAGUACUACGUCCGCCAUGUAAUCAUUGUCAUGUGACCCACAUAUACUACAACAGUCAGGAAAAUAAUGUAAUUUGGUGUUGUUAUACAGCACAAUUUAACCACGAGAAAUAUACUUAUCUAUAACACUUAAAGAGUCAUCCUAACAGUUUUCCACUAUUGUUAAUUUAUUCAUUAUUUACAUUUAGCAUUUAGCAUCUCAUAAGCUCGCAUGGCAUUAUGAGAUAGAAUAGUGGCCAUCUAAUGCACACUCACAAAUCUCAACAGAAGCAGUCUAGACCAUCUGGGUAUUUCGUGCUGACUGAUUUUGCAUACUGAGGUUUUGGACAUACUAUUGAUGACGCAUGCUGAUUUUUGCCUGCUAUAGGAUUAAAGUGAUUUUAGAUGCAGCCAUUGUGUUGGCAGCACAAAGGUCAUGGGUUUCACUCCUAGCCUACAGUACAUACACUUUACAUCUAUUGGGAUCAAAAUGUCUGUCUGAAGGCACCUGGGGUAAGUGCCUAGUUAGGACCACAUUGACAAUAGUUGGUGGCUCUUUCACAGCACACCACUUCCUGGCCAUGAGCCACAAUAACUGCUGUAAUGUUAAAAAGCAUGUCAGUUAUAUCAAAAUUGAUAUCCAGACUCCAACAUCGCUAAUAGACCGAGCUGUUCCUUGAACAUUCGACCACACAUAUGUACAUACAGAUGUGCUCAAAUUUGUUGGUGCCCCUCCACAAAAAACUAAGAAUGCACAAUUUUCUCUGAAAUAACUUGAAACUGACUAAAGUAAUUGCCAUCCACCAUUGUUUAUUCCAUAUUAAAUAGAAAUCAGACUUUGCUUUUGAUUUUUUAUUCAACACAAUGUUGUAAAUAAUAAAACAAAUGAAAAUGUCAUGGACAAAAAUAAUGGGACCCAUAACAUAAAAUUUAGUUGCACAACCUUUAGAGGCAAUCACUGCAAGCAAACGUUUUCUGUAGCUCUCAAUGAGACUUCAGCACCUGUUAACAGGUAGUUUUGGCCCACUCUUCCUGAGAAAACUGCUCCAGCUGUCUCAGGUUUGAUGGGUGCCUUCUCCAGACUGCAAGUUUCAGCACUUUCCAUAGAUGUUCGAUAGGAUUCAGAUCAGGACUAAUAGAAGGCCACUUCAGAAUAGUCCAAUGUUUUGUUCUUAUCCAUUCUUGGGUGAUUUUAGCUGUGCAAUUCUGCUCCUUUCUCCGAAGGAAUGACAUCAAUGAAGAAUUCCAGUCUGGAUUUAGAGCAUGUCACAGUACAGAGACUGCUUUGAUCAGAGUUACAAAUGAUCUGCUAUUGGCGUCUGACCGAGAUUGUAUCACGUUAUUGGUGCUGCUGGACCUUAGUGCUGCAUUCAACACCACUGACCACAGCACACUCCUACAUAGACUCGAAAAUUAAGUCGGCAUUAAGGGAAUAGCUUUGAAAUGGUUUAAAUCUUAUUCAUCCGACCAUUUUCAAUUUGUAGCAAUAUACAAUGAGGUGUCAUGCAAAUCGCAAGUCCAGUACGGUGUACCACAGGGCUCAGUCUUAGGGCCUCUGCUCUUCGCAUUACACAUGCUACCUCUAGAAGAUAUAAUAAAGCGACACGGAGUUAGCUUUCACUGUUAUGCUGAUGAUACUCAACUUUAUAUUUCCUCGAAGCCUCAUGAAACACAGAAGUUCCAUCGAAUAAUGGAAUGCAUAGACGAUAUAAAAAACUGGAUGAAUAACAACUUUUAUUACUGAACUCGGACAAAACAGAAGUGUUACUUAUUGGACCGAAAACCGCCAUACGUAACAACCAAGAAUACUGUUUAACUAUUGACGGAUGUUCCAUAAAACCCUCAUCGUCAGCUAAGAAUCUUGGCGUUCUAUUCGAUAGUAAUCUGUCAUUUGAGAGCCACGUCGCCAACACCUGUAAAAUUGCAUUUUUCCAUUUUAAGAAUAUAUCUAAACUACGUCAUAUGCUGUCAAUAUCAGAUGCAGAGAAGUUAAUUCAUGCAUUCAUGACAUCAAGACUAGAUUACUGUAAUGCACUGCUAGGUGGUUGCCCUGCAGGCUUAUUACAAAAACUCC
Triplophysa rosa is the source of this 4888-nucleotide messenger RNA. Its product is annotated as interleukin-31 receptor subunit alpha. The transcript has 16 exons. NCBI's taxonomy places the organism in Eukaryota, Metazoa, Chordata, Actinopteri, Cypriniformes, Nemacheilidae. Gene Ontology annotation, cellular component: signaling receptor complex; external side of plasma membrane. Gene Ontology annotation, biological process: cytokine-mediated signaling pathway. Gene Ontology annotation, molecular function: cytokine receptor activity; cytokine binding. The record is from RefSeq and is a predicted model, not a curated record. The coding region runs from base 7 to 2334 and encodes 775 amino acids.